GAAGAGAAAAUGAUGACAUUUUAAGUCUGGUGUUCCCACACAAUCAAUUCAUCGCCCAAUAAUCCAUUUUCUCCUCUGCAACUAUUCAUGUCUUCUGCCUCUUUCACCAGCCUCCUCACCUCCGACCACCACUCCACCACCACCUCCUCCACCGUGAGCAGAGGCCUCGGUGAUCGGAUAGCUGAGAGGACUGGCUCUGGUGUUCCCAAAUUCAAGUCCCUGCCGCCGCCUUCGCUGCCGAUAACUCCCCUCUCCGCCGCCUCGCCUUCUUCCUGGUUCGCUAUUCCACCGGGCCUCAGCCCCGCCGAGCUUCUCGAUUCUCCGAUUCUUCUUCCCGCUUCCAAUAUUUUGCCGUCUCCGACCACCGGGACUUUUCCGAUUCAGGAUUUCGGUUGGAAGAGUAGUUCCAAUAGAAACGACAUCAAGCUCGAACACAACAACUUCUCAGAAUUCUCUUUCCAAACCCAAACGCCUUUGCCGUCUUAUAAUUUGGGAGAAGAGAGAUGGAAUUACCAGCAAUCCGCCAAUCCAAACGAUCAAGACAAACCAGGCGCGAAAUCGGAAAUCGAUCAAACGCCGAGCUACUCGCCAGAAAUGGCUGCGAUCCAAGGAAACGAUCAAAGCGCGCAAAUAGAAUACAAUCAGAAUAAAUCAUGGUCUCAGAAUCGGAAGUCGGAUGAUGGCUACAACUGGAGGAAAUACGGGCAGAAGCAGGUGAAGGGGAGCGAAAAUCCGAGAAGCUAUUACAAGUGCACCUUCGCGAAUUGCUCGAUGAAGAAGAAAGUGGAAACGGAUUUAGACGGACGGAUCACUGAGAUCGUCUACAAAGGCAAUCACAACCAUCCCAAGCCUCAGCCCACUCGAAGAUCGUCGCUGUCUUCUUCAUCCGUACACCCCAAGUCCUACUCUGCACAAAUCUCCGAGCAAUCGUACGGCCAGGAGAGGAUCGAUUCUUCCGUCGCAACUCCCGACAACUCGACGAUUUCGAUUGGGGAUGAUGAGCUGGAGCAGAGCUCGCACAAGAGUAGGUCCGGUGGAGAUGAGAUCGACGAUGAAGAGCCUCGUACCAAGAGAUGGAAAUGCGAGAGUGAGAGCGAAUGCGUUUCUGCAGUUGGAAGCAAGGCUGUGAGAGAACCCAGAGUGGUAGUUCAAACGACUAGCGACAUUGAUAUUCUCGACGAUGGCUACCGAUGGAGAAAGUAUGGCCAGAAAGUGGUGAAGGGGAAUCCAAAUCCUAGGAGCUACUACAAGUGCACGACUCCAGAGUGCGCGGUGAGGAAGCAUGUGGAGCGGGCAUCUCAGGAUCCCCGGUCGGUGAUAACAACGUACGAAGGGAAGCACAACCACGACAUCCCUGCUGCUCGUGGUAGUGGUAGUGGUAAUGGUAAUGGCAGGCCGACCCCAUUGCCAAAUAAGCCCAUGAUCGAUGGCUAUGACAUGGGAAGCUAUGGCUACUCGAGUUUUGGAACCUACGACAACACUACACCGUUUUCAAGAGCCAAAGAUGAGCCUAAAGAUGACUUGUUUCUCGAUUCAUUGUUGUGCUGAAUUGAGAUCAGAUCAGUGUUUGUUGUUGUCUGCAGAAGAAAAGUAUUGAACUGAUGGCCUUACACAAUUUGGGUUUUGAGAGGGUGUCUGCUUUAUUAGGUGUAGGUUUCGAAUUGUUGAUUGUUCAUUUUUUGGGUUCUUGAUAUUUGUUUGUAAUGCACAUACAUAUUAUUUAUUUCUUGUACAUCCCGAGAGAUAUAGUAUUACUCCGCAAUUUUCACAAGGAUUUCAUUUUUAA
Salvia hispanica is the source of this 1786-nucleotide messenger RNA. Its product is annotated as putative WRKY transcription factor 26. The record is from RefSeq and is a predicted model, not a curated record. Gene Ontology annotation, molecular function: DNA-binding transcription factor activity; sequence-specific DNA binding. Gene Ontology annotation, biological process: regulation of DNA-templated transcription. NCBI's taxonomy places the organism in Eukaryota, Viridiplantae, Streptophyta, Magnoliopsida, Lamiales, Lamiaceae.